Suillus fuscotomentosus is the source of this 2628-nucleotide messenger RNA. RefSeq lists its product as uncharacterized. Gene Ontology annotation, molecular function: protein binding. The record is from RefSeq and is a predicted model, not a curated record. Lineage: Eukaryota; Fungi; Basidiomycota; Agaricomycetes; Boletales; Suillaceae. The transcript has 4 exons. Bases 90 to 2561 code for a protein of 823 amino acids.
GUCGAACGUAGAACUUCUGCCUCUUUCACUUAUUUCUCUAUUUGCCAGUCAACUCUUCCUAUAUAGCUCAAAACUCUUAGUACCUAAAAAUGUCUCGCAUUCCUCAACCAUCUUCACGUCCAACGGUGAAGACGACUCUCGUGCCCCCUGCUCGCUCACGAGCUCCAUCGCCGUCUAAGCCUGCUGCCAGUGUAUCUUCUCCUCGCGUGAGGACUAAGUCGGUCCCAAAAUCUCCGUCUAAGGCUAUCCGUAGGCCACCGCCUGUCGAAAAUGAACCACCUGUUCCCAAAACACCAUUGAGUAUCAAGGAAGCUGUCGCUCUGAGGCGAGCCGAAGCCAAAAAGGCUAUAUCUACUUCUUCAGGCCUUGGCAAUAGCGCAGGCUUUGGUGAAUUUGAGAACCUCGAAGACGUAAAUCCGAAGAAGAACGAAGAAGAAACACUCGAUUUGGGGAGGUGGUCUGUGAAAGAAACCAUCGAGCGUGCUCGAAGCACAGGUGCCAUCAAUUUGUCCUCUCGCUCUCUACCAUGCAUUCCUUCUGCCUUAUUUGACAUUCAUUUGGGGAUAACUCCUGAUCCAUUGAAGUCUGCAGCUUCAGAGCCACCCAUAUCGUCCCCCACGGAUACUCCAUGUUCGUCCAGGCGGACUGGCCAACGAGAAGGACCAGCGUGGUUUGAAGCUCAAGACUUGCAUGUACUCAAAGCAUGGAAUAACGAUAUUGUCGAAAUACAGCACGAAAUCUCCCUCUUUGGAUCACUGAAGACCGUUGAUUUGCAUCAAAACAGGAUUGUUCUCCUACCUGAUACCUUUGCCGACCUUACGGCUUUAACUACCCUAGAUCUUUCUCAUAACUGCCUCACAGCACUACCUUCAAAUAUCUUCGCCUUAUCAAAUCUCACGGUCAUGAAACUGUCCCAUAAUGCCCUCAGCGAGCUCUCCUUUGGUGCCCCGUUCUUGAAGUCUCCCUCACGCACAGCGCAACACGAUACCUUCAGUUCCGGGGGAUUCUUUGAUCCUGUCAUCACGAGAGCCUCGUCGCCAUUGCCACGCCUUUCUGUCCUGGAUGUGUCUCAUAACAAACUCACCGCUUCCACCAUAGACCAUGCCAAUUUGCCUCCGUUGAUCACAAAAGCUGAUUUUGCCGCAAAUCCCCUAGCUUUAGGAGACUCCAACUCGACACUUGCAUUUAUACGAGCGCUCAGUCACUUGGAACAUCUCAAGGAACUUCGCUGUGAAACCGCCGAUAUCGGUGAUGAUGCCUUCCCCAGUAACUUAUCCACUUCGGAAAGUCAUUGUUUUCCUCGGUUGCGGAUCCUUGAUAUGGGUGAAACUCGGGCAACCAUGGAAGGCUUGCAAUCAGCAUUAUCUGGGCUGAAGCAGGACAUUACAUACGAUUUGACUACUGAGGAGCCGCCAGAAGGUACUCUGAGGGUGUCUAUCGGCAAAAAGGUUGUUCGGGAACCUUGGGAGGUAGAGGCGGAGAGAAGGGUGAAGAGCCGUGUGCCUAAAAGUGUGACAAGUACGGAAAGCGCUGGUCCCAGCAAAACAGACGUAGGCCAAAACAAUACAGAUGUUGUCAAGGAGGCUUGGGAGAUCGAGGCAGAACAGGGUUUGUUAACAGAGGGUGGACGUCGACGGGCAAGAGCGGCAGCGGCAAUGUCUGCAGCGGAUAUUGCACCACCUCCGAAACCUAGUCCCCUUAUCGGGCACGGACAACCGCCCACGCCUGCUAGCCUCUCGCAACCAUCACCGACCGCAAGUUUAACGAACCCUCAAUACUACAAGGCUACCACUCAAACACUUACUUUACCCCCGCUCUCAGCCCCGACAAAGUCUCACGCUCGAUCCUUCUCUUUAGCAACUCCAUUCUCAAGUCCACCAUCCUCUCGAGGUAAAACAGAUUUUGCCCUGCCUACACCGACACUUCCCCUCGUUGCUAUAUCAGUGCAAUCGUUCGCACAGACACUCAAGACUCUCGUGUUAAGCAACCGCAAAUUUGAUGUUUGCGCUUCUCUUCCAAUCAUUGGCGAGGUCUUACUUCCAAGCCUGGAGGAACUCGUUCUGGAUGGGUGUGGAUUCGGUGAUCAGAUCUCUGUGACACGUCAAGCUGAAACGGGGGCUACUUCUCUGCGCUCCAACGAUACACUUCUACCUUUAUUAACGCGCGUUUUCCCGAGUCUUCGGACGUUGGAUCUAUCUUACAACGUUCUUACGUCAGCUUCCCUGCAGCAGGACGCCCUGUCUUCCCUCAUCCUGGCUGAUAAUUCCAAUGGUCGUAAAGGUCUCAGGCAUCUCAGACUCCGUGGCAAUCGAAUAGACGGACUUGAUGCUUUCCAGGCCAUCGCAGAACUGUUCAAAGGUAACCGUUCGGUGCCAGAUUGGAAACUAGAAGAACUAGACCUCAGAGACAACGAGAUUUCCAAGCUUCCUGCAGAACUUGGUCUUUUGCCUCUGGAUGUCUUCUUGGUGGAUGGUAACUUAUUCCGUAUACCCCAGAGGAGGGUCUGGGAAAGGGAAGGGACAAGGGGCCUUUUGAGCUGGCUGAGGGGUCGCAUGGAAUGAAAUGAUACCCACACUGAUGUAAUUCCUUGUAUUGGAUAUUCCUUAGUUUGAUAGCGAUGAUGUUCUC